Messenger RNA from Electrophorus electricus (electric eel), 5909 nucleotides. It is a transcript of the gene gabbr1a, whose product is annotated as gamma-aminobutyric acid (GABA) B receptor, 1a. Gene Ontology annotation, molecular function: G protein-coupled GABA receptor activity. Gene Ontology annotation, cellular component: G protein-coupled receptor heterodimeric complex; membrane. Gene Ontology annotation, biological process: gamma-aminobutyric acid signaling pathway; G protein-coupled receptor signaling pathway. The record is from RefSeq and is a predicted model, not a curated record. Lineage: Eukaryota; Metazoa; Chordata; Actinopteri; Gymnotiformes; Gymnotidae.
UUAGUUUUAUGGACAUUUACCACCCAACAGGAAAAUACCCGGAAAAAUCGAUACACGAUGAAAGGAUUGCUACGUAGGCUACGUUUCCUCAUGUGACGUCGCAUGUAAGUGAGAGCCCCCGAAGAGUAGGAAAAAGGAAGGAGGAAGGGAUGAGCAAUGUCGAUAUUGAAACGUUUGUAGAGGCUUUAUUUGUAUGUAGUUUUUAAUAUACAUAUGAGGUUGAUUUUUUUCCCCUCAAAGCAAUAUACGCGAUAAUGCAUAAGCCAUCCCUGUGUUAGACUAUGCACCGACGCUGGACUUGCACAAUCAAAUCAGUAACGACCGUAAUUUUUGGCAUAUGUAAACACCCACUAAACGGAAAUAAUUUUCUCACACCGAGUCGACACUGAAGGACGUUUCACGGGCCUGUUACGUUUAUGCAGAAAUGGCACAGCUAUUGUCUCUUGUAAUUUUCAACACACUUCCCACUCUUAUCGUAUCCAUACAUAAUUCAACAACCGGAGGGUGCGCUAUCAUUCGCCCUCCAAGAGAUGGAGGGAUUCGGUACAGAGGACUGACUCAGGAACAGAUUCGCAGUGUGCAGAUUUUGCCUGUAGACUAUGAGAUAGAGUACAUCUGCCGGGGCAACCGAGUGAUUGUGGGUCCGAAGGUGCGGAAGUGUCUUUCCAGUGGUACCUGGACCGAUAUCAAUCAGCAGACCACCUGCUUGCUGCUGUGUCCACGUGUCUGGACGUCUUUGGAGAAUGGGAGAGUGACAUUGCAGCCCUCCGGCCCUCCAGCAGAGGGUACUGUGCUGCAUUACAGCUGUCAUGCUGGCUUCCUGCUGGAGGGCAGAAACGUCUCUCACUGCACCAAACUGGGCAGAUGGGACUCACCCAAGCCAUUGUGUGUCUAUGACAGAAAUUAUACAGGAAAGAAGAAGUUGUACAUCGGCGCUUUGUUCCCGAUGAGCGGUGGAUGGCCCGGAGGACAAGCGUGCUUGCCCGCUGCUCAGAUGGCAUUAGAACUCGUGAACAACAGAAGCGACAUCUUGCCUGAUUACGAACUGGAACUUAUAUAUUAUGACAGCAUGUGUGACCCAGGGGAAGCCACUAAGAUCCUGUAUGACCUCCUCUACACAGACCCAAUAAAGAUUGUCCUGAUGCCUGGCUGCAGCUCCGUGUCAACCUUGGUGGCAGAAGCCGCUCGCAUGUGGAACCUCAUUGUGUUCUCGUACGGCUCCAGCUCACCGGCCCUGUCAAACCGGCAGCGCUUCCCCACCUUCUUCCGCACACACCCCUCGGCAACACUGCACAACCCCACCCGUGUGCACCUCUUCCAGAAGUGGAACUGGACCAAGAUUGCCACCAUCCAGCAGACGACAGAAGUCUUUACUUCGACACUGGAUGAUUUGGAACAGAGGGUGAAGGAGGCUGGGAUUGAAAUAAGCGUCAGGCAGAGCUUCCUCACUGAUCCUGCCGUGGCUGUUAAAAACCUGAAGCGGCAGGACGCCAGGAUCAUUGUGGGCCUCUUCUACGAGACUGAAGCCAGAAAAGUCUUCUGUGAGGUCUACAAGGAGAAACUCUAUGGCAAAAAGUAUGUGUGGUUUCUUAUUGGCUGGUAUGCAGAUAACUGGUUCAAGAUCAAAGACCCAGCCAUCAACUGCAGUGUGGAAGACAUGACAGAGGCUGUGGAAGGUCACGUCACUACAGAGAUUGUCAUGCUGAACCCGGAGAUUGUUCGCGGAGUCUCCAACCUAACAUCUGCAGAGUUCGUAGCACAGCUCACAUCCCGUCUGGGGGGGAAGAACCCUGAAGAAACUGGGGGUUUCCAGGAGGCUCCUCUGGCAUAUGACGCUGUGUGGGCGCUGGCUUUGGCCCUUAACAAGACUGUCACACCACUACAUGCAAAAGGAAAAAGACUUGAAGACUUCAACUACAAUAACAAGGACAUCACAAAAGAGAUAUACAGAGCUCUCAAUACCAGCUCAUUUGAAGGAGUAUCAGGCCAUGUUGUCUUCGAUGCCCAGGGUUCUCGAAUGGCUUGGACACUCAUAGAGCAACUGCAAGGGGGCAGUUACAAGAAGAUUGGAUAUUAUGACAGCACAAAAGGCAAUCUUUCCUGGAACAAUAGUGACAAGUGGAUAGGGGCAGGACCACCAGCUGAUCAUACAAGGGUGAUCGAGAAGUUUCGCUUCCUUUCCCAGAAGCUGUUCAUUUCCGUGUCUGUCUUCGCUGGCCUGGGGAUCUUACUGGGCAUAAUGUGUCUCACUUUCAACAUCUACAACAGCAAUGUUCGGUACAUCCAGAACUCUCAGCCGUACCUGAACAACAUUACGGCUGUGGGCUGUGUGCUCGCGCUUGCGGCCAUCUUUCCCCUGGGAAUUGAUGGACAACAUGUGAAGGAAUCACAGUUUCCUGUGGUGUGUCAGUUUCGCUUGUGGUUGCUGGGACUGGGUUUCAGUUUAGCCUAUGGCAGCAUGUUCACGAAGAUUUGGUGGGUUCACACCGUCUUUACAAAGAAAGAUGAGAAAAAAGACAGGAGGAAGCACUUGGAGCCCUGGAAACUCUACACUACUGUUGGUGUUCUAGUGGCUGUUGAUGUCCUCUCGCUAAUGAUCUGGCAGAUUGUUGACCCAUUGCACAUUACUGUCGAGAAAUUCACUAAAGAAGCCCCUAAAGGAGAUGUCGAUGAGUUGAUUCAGCCUCAGUUGCAGCAUUGCAGUUCUAAGAAAAUGAACACCUGGCUUGGUGUGGUGUAUGGCUAUAAGGGACUACUCCUACUGCUGGGCAUUUUCCUGGCCUAUGAGACCAAGUCCAUCUCUACUGAGAAGAUUAACGACCACCGGGCCGUUGGCAUGGCCAUCUACAACGUGGCUGUACUGUGUAUGAUCACUGCUCCAGUGACGAUGAUUCUCUCUUCUCAGCAGGAUGCCUCUUUCGCCUUUGCCUCAUUGGCCAUCAUCUUCUCUGCCUACAUCACCCUGGUGGUGCUCUUUGUGCCUAAGAUGCGACGUUUAAUUACACGGGGAGAAUGGCAGUCAGAGCAACAGGACACGCUGACGACAAGGUUAUCAGUCAACAACAAUGACGAAGAGAAGUCCCGACAGCUUGAACGGGAGAACAGAGAACUCCAGAAAAUUAUCCAGGAAAAAGAGGAGAGAGUGACAGAGCUGCGGAACCAGCUGGCUGAGCGGGAGGCGCUCCGUUCGAGGCGUCGCCCCUCCUGUCAGAACCAGAACCAGAACCACAGCAGCCUGCCUCCACCCUCUAAGCAGGCAGAGCCCCCAGGCUAUAUGGCCGGGUCAGACCAGGCCGUCCUGCCCCCUUCCUUCUCAAACUCAUCCAACCUCUACCAGGGGGAGAGCAAGUUAAGCAGGAACCACUGCCACAACAGCCGUUUGCCUCUGCUCUACAAGUGAGCCAGCCAGGAGUGACAUUUGAUGGGCUGUGCAUUGAGUAGGUCUAGUAUAGUGUGUCGUUUAAAAUAACUUGCUUCUAAAUUUGGGCAUGCUGACUCUCUGAGUGCAUUAUUUGAUUACCUCUGUUCCCACCAAUAUUUAUGUCUUUGUCAUGGCAUGUUAUUUAUCUCCCACUGUAUCAAUAUGAAAAUCCUAUUGUGUGUCAACAGGUGUUUAGAAACAUGCAAUUUAUGCAGGUGUGCUGUGCUAAUACUGUAACACCUACACAGGUAUAUAAAGCACUCAGAAUAAAUUAGCCUUGAGCAGAUUACUGAAGUGUAAUCAGGGCAAGGCCAUGUUGCUUAUUUCUAGUAUCUUGAUCACUAACCUUUGCGUCAGUACAUAUGACCUGAUCUUUCCCCAUGUACACAGACAGAAAGAUAUUUCAGUCCUGGUGCUCUUACAGAAGCGAGACAGAUGAUGAAACUCAGUAGAAAAUGCAAUUUGCUCUUCCUCCACAUAAUGUUCUCACCUGGGGGAAAUACCCUGCAAGAGCUUGUUGGAGCCAAGGGAAGUCAUUUUUGAAGGGGAGUCCCUGAUCUUCUUUUUCAGAAGAGAAGCUGUCGUUUAAAACCCUUUCCCUCAGAGACUACUCAUGUACUAAAUAAAGUAGACUCACAUGAACCACCCAUAGUUCUUUGCAAAAAAGACUGUUCUGUUGCUUCCUGUCACUAAAUGAGUCUUCCUUCAGGUGACGUUCCUUCCAAACGGAAAAAAAGAAUUUCAUAAAGACUGCUUCUCAGGAAAGGAAGAGAGAAAUGAAGUGAGUAGACUAUGAAUGAAUUCAGGAUCGUUUAUUGUAGGCUAGUGUUUCAGUUACUUAAAACAGGUAUUUCACCAAUGUAUAGUUACAGCAAUGUUUCAUCCACUGUUUCACAGACACAUACUUUGACAUUACUGCAUCGAGCCAAAGGUCAAGUGGCUUGAUCUGUAUUCCACAACAAUCUGAUGGUCUCAUGGUUACACAAUCAAACACAUUCAAGUUUGGAUUCUAAUCUAAUAAAAUUAGCAUUCUUUCUUUCUUUUGUAUUUCUCCACUUUUAAUUUUAAUUAAUGUUUUAUACUUGAAUAUAUCAGUUUUUAACACCUUAAACUUAACUUAAACAUCUCUGUUUUUAACUUUUACUCUGCUAGAGAGGGAAAGAACAUUUGUAAUCCUCUACAUUUAUCAUUUCAUUUAUAAAAUUAUAAAGUGCCCAUCUAAACUUGGAAUAUUGUGUUUAAAUGCAGUCCCACAUUCCUCCACACAUGACCUGUAAUAGCAUGCCUGUUAUAGUACACCUGUUGUAGCACACAUGUUAUAGCAUGCCUGUUAUACCAUACCGGUUAUAGCACAGCUGUUAUAGCAUACCCUUUAUAGCUUAUAUGUACUAUCUUCUUUACCAUUCACUGGGAAAUUUGGGUAAUUAUGGUGGGAUAAAAGACCUUAAAUUAAAUUAAUAUUAGCUAUUUAAUCAUUUGAUUGGCUCAGAAAAUUGGUGAAUUCACUGAUUGUACUACGGAUUCUAUUAUUAUUUUCCAGUAAUGGAUUUAUUUGUGGCCACACUGUGCUAUUUGCAAAGAACAGAGGCAAAAUGGUGCUGGAUCAAUUAAAAAUGUUUCACUUCCAUGUGUAGCAGCUAAACAGAAGAGGGAACAAUGCAGUGUUCAUGGUGAGACUGCUACACAUUCCACUUUUUUAAGAUCAGAGUUACCUUGUAAAAAUGCCUGUAAUUUCUUUCUGGAUUUAGUACAUUUCUAAGCCUUACAUAAACUAUUUACUGUGCACUCUUAAGAAAGAUACAGUAUGUCUGUGUCAAAGAAAAAAUGGGACCUUUUAAUAGUUCAUAAUUUUUCUCUUUAAAGUGGUUAGUUUGGAUGAUAAUGUAUUUCUGUUCAAAGACAAUCAUUCUGAGUACUGAUUUUAUUGUGCAAUAUUUCAAUAAUAAGAUUAUGAUUUAUGAUACGACAAUAAGACAUACUGAAUUUUGCGUUUGCACAAUAUGACACUAUUUUAACUUUUGAAAUGAUAAACUUGCAAGUAAUUCUGUUAACUUGCUCAGCUGGACAUGUUUAAACAUAGCACCUCAUAUGUUCCUUCAGCAUGUAAUCAUCAUAUUUAGUCAUUUAGCUCAGGGUAUGUCAUUAUAUUAUCACCAUACAUAUUUAUUUAUUAUGUGUGUUCACUAUAAAUUAGUAACUCUGAGAAUCAAUCCAUCUUUAAAUCAACUAAAUUCCUGUCAUUUUGAAAAUGUAUGCAUAUUUAAUAUAUGUAUUGCAAAUACAAUGCGUAAAUAAUGUUUUUCUUUAUAUGCAAACGUUUUGGAUGUUAUGGUACAAUAAAACCCAUUGUUUUGCACUGACCAUAAAGGUUGUAUAGCGGACUAAAACACUUGUUAAAUGUGAUCUGUUAGUAACUGUUGAACAGUAACAUAUGAACAGUUAAUUUCCAACAAAUUAGAAAGAAAAAUUAAAAAGUGAAACAUGGAAA